CUGGCGUGGAAGCGUUUAUUAAGUCAACUUCGUCUUUUUCUACAAGCACGUUGGUAUGACAGGAUAUGAUUUUUGUUAACCAAUUCAUGAUGCCUUUUGGUUAAAGUAUUUGAAUAUUAAAGGUUUUUUGUCACAAAGGAUUUGAGAAUUAUCGAAGAAUAGGAUUGACGAAGCGGUAAUUUUCGUGGCUUUAGGUUGGCUUGCUAAUGGCUUUAGUUUGAAGCCUCUAUUCACCAAUGUGAGAAUUACACAAAACAAUUCGCUAAUGAGGACAUGGUGUGCUAUGAUUGGCUGAGCCCGGAAUCUGUCAAUAUCACUAAUCUAAUGACAAGACGUGACAUGCAAUCUGCUAAAUACUGACAAAACACUGCUGCGAAUACAAACAGUAGCAGUUAACCUCGAAGAUCGCCAUGACUCGUAUACCUUCUGCCAGUAUUGUGAUCGUACUGUCUAUAAUCUUAUACUUCAGCGAUGUUUCAAGCAAAGAAAUGAAAUGCGAGGAAAUAACAAUACCCAUGUGUCGAGGACUAGGUUAUAAUCAAACCUAUAUGCCAAAUAUGUUUAACCACGACUCACAAGCCGAAGCAGCACUUGAAGUUCACCAAUUUUGGCCGCUCGUUGAGAUACAGUGCUCAGCCGAUCUGAAACUCUUUCUGUGUUCAAUGUACGCUCCAAUGUGUCAGACAGACUACAAGAAAGAUUUACCGCCUUGCAAAUCGCUCUGUGAGCGAGCGAGAACUGGCUGUGCUCCGCUAAUGCGAAAAUACGGUUUCUCUUGGCCUGAGAGAAUGAAGUGUGAAAAUUUUCCUGAACUCGGAGAUACGAAAACCCUGUGUAUGGGUAAAAAUGCAAGUGAUGAGCCUGCAAUAGAUUCAUCAGGGGCUGUGACUCCAAUUACUCCGUUGAACCCAGAUAGCAUGGCAAUCUCGGCGAACUGCUGCUCAUGUCGACCGCCAUUUGUCUCGACGAAGGGAAAAAMCUUCAAACCUACAGUUCUAUCCAUUGGCGGUGUUUCGCAGUGUGCUAUGGCUUGUAAUAGAACGUACUUUUCAAGAGAUCAAGAAAGCUUUGCGUCAUUCUGGAUCGGUCUUUGGGCGAUCUUAUGUUUUAUUUCUACACUAGUAACUAUUUUAACGUUCUCAGUCGAUAUGAUGAGGUUUAAAUAUCCAGAGAGACCGAUCAUAUUUCUAUCUGGCUGUUAUUUUAUGGUCUCUGUGGGCUACAUAAUCAGACUCAUAGUAGGAGCAAAAACUAUAGCAUGUGAUUCCAAUGGAUUGAUGCGUUACGAGACCUCGGGGCCAGCGCUGUGUACGAUUGUAUUCCUCUUGAUCUACUUCUUUGGAAUGGCUUCUUCAGUUUGGUGGGUGAUAUUGGCCUUUACUUGGUUUCUUGCAGCAGGAAUGAAGUGGUCAAGCGAAGCCAUUACCAAUUAUUCCCAGUAUUUUCACGUUGUAGCAUGGCUAGUACCGGCUAUUCAGACGAUUGCUGUACUAGCUAUGUCAACAGUAGACGGAGACCCUGUGAGCGGUGUUUGCUUCGUUGGAAAUCAUAAUUUAGAAAGUCUAGUCGUGUUUGUCAUAGUUCCUCUUGUCGUUUACUUGGUCUUCGGGACCUCAUUCCUUUUAGCUGGGUUUUAUUCGCUAAUUCGGAUCAGAAAACUGCUACGACAACAUUCAGGAACAAAAACAGACAAACUAGAAAAACUUAUGAUUCGAAUUGGAGUCUUCUCUGUAUUAUAUACAGUGCCCGCGACCAUAGUAGUAGCGUGUUACUUUUACGAGUAUGUAAACAGAGAGAAAUGGGAAAAAUCUAUCAAUUGCAGUCAGUGUGGUAUUGCGAAAGUCAAGCCAGACCAUUCAGUUUUUAUAAUAAAGUACUUUAUGGCCUUAGUCGUAGGGAUAACAUCAGGGUUCUGGAUUUGGUCUGGAAAGACAGUCGAAUCUUGGAAAAACUUUUGUGGACGUUUUUCGGGUACGCAGGCGACGCACAGACCCGUUCUGAACAAGAGAUCAGCAACUGCUACAGUCUAAACUUACUAAAUCAACAAUCAACCUUGUUUGUUUUAUAUGUCUAGAACGAAUAUUUAAUACGCGUGGAGCAAGUGUUUAGAAUUUCAGUACCUAGAACGAACAUUGUUACCAUAUACGAUUAUAUUUAGCAAGCUGAAAAAGCUUUUAGGGAAUCUAAACUAUUUGCUUAAUAUAAAAGAGGUUUGGUGUUAAGUUCUUGGAAUCCUGGAUAAUCUUUUCCGGGGAUGUAUCUAGCUAAAUUUAUUGACUUUAUUAGUUUAUUCCAGUGCCACGCUAGAUCUAUUUACCUAAAAUAUUCAUGGACCAUGAGAAAACAAAGAGAUAAUUUGCAUAAGCCUAAUGGCUGCUGCUACUGUUCAGUGAAUCACUCGAUUAACCAUGGAGACAGAGUGGCUUUUGUGUACGCAUGGACUCGAGUAUGAACCUUACUGUAUUUACUCUCUAGCUUUAUUUUAGAAACCUUAAAUUGCAAUCUUUUAGGCUCCAAAGUGAAUUCACUAAAUCCUAAAAGUCGUUUUGCUUAUAAAUGCACUGCUUAAAGAAACAGUGAAACGACAAUUACUAAACUAAUUACUCGUCCCAAGAGACCUUAUUCCUUUGGUAUUAACAACAAAGCUAGAAUGUGCGCCAUUCAUUAUUCUUUUCUCUACACACAUUUGACUAAGAUUUAGGGCUAUUACUGAUGUUGUAGAAUCGUUAGGCCUUGACUCCCGCGUUACAUUAGGAAUCUAAAAACUGUAUUUGCCCAAGAGACUAUAUUGUAAAUCUAAAGUAAAUUGAACUUUAUUCUUUAUUAAAUGAUAGAAGAUUAUAAAGGUAAA
Molecule: messenger RNA, 2851 nt
Organism: Actinia tenebrosa (Australian red waratah sea anemone)
Lineage: Eukaryota; Metazoa; Cnidaria; Anthozoa; Actiniaria; Actiniidae
Product: frizzled-5
Biological process (GO): non-canonical Wnt signaling pathway; canonical Wnt signaling pathway
Cellular component (GO): plasma membrane
Molecular function (GO): Wnt receptor activity; Wnt-protein binding
Source: RefSeq, a predicted model, not a curated record